AUGCUCCCCGCCGCACUCCUUCCCUCUCCGCCGGGGUCCCUCCUCGCUUCCACCCCUCUCCGCUGCCACGCUCCGACCCAGCAGCCCUCCAUCGCCGCCGCCGCCCGCGGCCUCCUUCUCCGCGGCGCGCGCUCCCCGGUCGUCAAGCGCGUCCCGGACGGUGGCAGGUGGCUCCUCUGGCACCAGUCCGGCCCCCGCGUCGCGCUCUCCACCUCUAUGGACGGCCUCCGCUGGAGCGCCCCCGUAUCUCCCGAACCACUGCUGCCAUCAGAGGAUUGGUGGGCGUUCGACACCGCCUCUGUUCGCCCCUCCGACGUCCUCCUCAUCUCCGGCCCCGCGGCGUCAUCCCGCCGCUUCCCGUCCUCCGCCGUGUACUGGCUCUACUACACAGGCUCCACUGACGAGCGGUUCGGCUCCCCGUUUCCGGACGCGGACGUCCCCGCGCUUCCCGGCCUCGCUAUCAGCCAGGACGGCCGCCACUGGGCGCGCAUCGAGGGGGACCACCACACCGGCGCGCUGUUCAGCGUCGCGGAGGAUGGGGAAGAACCCCGAGGGUGGGAGGCGCGCGGCAUUGUCGCACCCAAGGUGGUGAUGCACGCAGACGGGGACCUGCGGAUGUACUACCACUCGUUCGACGAAAUGUCGCAGAGGCAUGCCAUCGGUUUGGCCAGGUCCAGGGAUGGCAUCCGGUGGAAGAAGACGGGGAAGGUGCUUGAGGCGGGGCGUGCUGGAUCCUUUGACGAAUGCGGGGUACGACAUGGACAUGUGGUCCGUGACCGAGCUGCCAGGCGGUAUGUCAUGGUGUUUGAGGGUGUCGAUGCAGAUGGGAGAGUGAGCAUUGGAAUGGCCGUUUCAGAGGACGGGCUGAAAGACUGGAGGCGGUCCAGCGAGAUGCCAGUGCUGUGCCCUUCUGACGAUGAUGACGGGUGGGAUGGCGCUGGGGUUGGUUCACCGUGCUUGGUACGGAUGGAUGGGGCCUAUGAUUGGAGGCUGUAUUACAUGGGUGUUGGGAGGGACGGGGAGGCUUCCAUUGGGAUGGCGUAUUCUGAGGGUCAGGCUCUUCUGAAAUUCGAGAAGUGUGAUGCUGUUCUCAUGUAA
Messenger RNA from Miscanthus lutarioriparius, 1098 nucleotides. Lineage: Eukaryota; Viridiplantae; Streptophyta; Magnoliopsida; Poales; Poaceae. The record is from the annotation of a GenBank genome assembly.